AUGCGGUUCCGCGCAGGCAUACAGAAUGUGCACACGUUCACCAAGUUCACGGCCUCACUCGCUUCUCUCGGCAACAUUGCCUGGCUCAGACUGGACGAAAAGGAUGUACGCUUCACUGUCAUUCCUGAAACUGGUUCCCAAGUUUGGUCGGUCCUCGCCAUCGACACAAUCUUCGAAACGUACAGCAUUCAGUCUGCCGCCGAGGGCAACACCAUCAAUCUCGAAGUACCGCUUGCGCCACUGCAACGAGCGCUGAAGAGUGCUGCUCAUGCGACAUCCGCGAGCAUUCGCCUCACCAAGAAGGACAACGUGCCCUUGCUGUCGCUCACGAUCGCAACUCAGCCGAUCAACAGUAGUGCUUCAAAUGCCAAUGGCCAUCCUGGCUACGACAGACACAGCGGAGAGGAUGCCGACUUCUUGACUGCUAGGCAGGAGCGGGAGACUCUCGUCACACAAGACAUCCCCAUACGCGUUCUUGCACCAGCCUCUGUCGAUGGCUUGCACGAGCCAAGAUCUCGACUGCCGGACGUGCACAUCACACUGCCGAAUCUCAUGCAGUUGAAAGGCAUCAGCGAUCGCUUUACCAAGCUAGCCAUGUCGGCAAAAAGCACACGAGGUGGCUUUACUAAGUCUAUGGCUGGGCCGAAGCUCGAGAUCAGCGCGAACAUGCAUGGUUGUCUACGACUCACGCUGAAUACAGAUGCGAUGCGGAUCAACAGUCUCUGGACCGGACUCGAGAAUCCAGAGCUUGAUCCUUCGCAAGUCGAAGACGGUGUGGAUGGGCUUGCAAACCAUCCGAGUACCCGAAUGAAAGCGCUCGGCGACGCUUCUGGACAGAGCGAAGAAGGCUGGGCGACCGUGCGUGUGGAUGGUCGAGACUGGGGACGUGUGUUGAGCGUCGGUCGUCUGGGCGGAAGAGUAAUUGCCUGCUUCGCUGACGAGCAUGCGCUCGUUCUAUAUGUCUUCCUCGACCGUGAUGAUCCUGGUGGCGGCGAAGAUGUGCUUACGGUAGGACUUUCUCGUCCACGCAAGUCUGUCCCAUUUCUGACUGAAGCCACAGUAUUACAUCUCGUCCUUCGUGCCAUAAUCAAAUCCACAUGUCGAUGUACCAACACGCAUUGGUGGAUGAUCGGUCAGCUGCUCCGUGCGGCGCGGCUGGGUCGUGUGUUGGCGUGCUGGCAAGGGUUUCUAGACGGACCGAGAAAUGUCUCACAUGCCCACUUGCACUGUUCACAGCGACUGUUGUGUAAAACUACAAAAGUACAUAGCAUGACGUCGAAUCUCACACAGAGUGUGAUUGUUCAGCUCCCGAUCUGA
Cercospora beticola is the source of this 1317-nucleotide messenger RNA. Lineage: Eukaryota; Fungi; Ascomycota; Dothideomycetes; Mycosphaerellales; Mycosphaerellaceae. The record is from RefSeq and is a predicted model, not a curated record.